Pundamilia nyererei is the source of this 1550-nucleotide messenger RNA. It is a transcript of the gene tank, whose product is annotated as TRAF family member-associated NFKB activator. Gene Ontology annotation, biological process: negative regulation of canonical NF-kappaB signal transduction. Lineage: Eukaryota; Metazoa; Chordata; Actinopteri; Cichliformes; Cichlidae. Bases 282 to 1289 code for a protein of 335 amino acids. The record is from RefSeq and is a predicted model, not a curated record. The transcript has 8 exons.
CCAGCUCUCCCGUGAGCUCCGCGCUGAUUGGCUAAAAUCGAGUAAAGGCGGAAGUCUACAGUAUGAGGGGAUUCCCCGAGGGAAGUUCCCAACUCAACUAGACUAUGUAAAACAUACAUUGCCAUAUCCUCUCCAGCGCUUGGUAACUUUGCAUCUCAAGAUUAGGCGACGACGCUGCGGUAGUGUCAAAACAAUAAAUUCGACUUCAACAGUUACUCGAAUGAAGUUUCACUCGUAGGGCUCAUGUGUGCUGUGUCAGUGAUGAUUGUGGAGCACAAGGCAUGGAAAGGAACAUCGGAGACCAGCUCAAUAAAGCAUUUGAAGCUUAUCGUCAGGUCUCCAUUGAAAAGGACAUUGCUAAAAAGGAGCUGCAGAAAGUGACUGAGUAUUAUGAGCAAUAUACUCGAGACCUUCAAAAGCAGAUAGAAGAUCAACAGCAACUGAUUUCAGAACUUGAAGCAAAGUUGUCAGCAACAAGGCAACCAUCAGGAGAAAUGAAAUGCGAGCCAUGUAGUCAUCUUCUUGACGGGGCCAGCACUUAUAGGAAAUUACAGUACCCGGAGAAUAUGGGCUCUGUUGCCGUUGCUCCUAAUAUACCAAUCAACAGCAGCGUUGACUAUCAGGAAAUGCGGGAAGCAUUUGAAGCCAUUGAAGGGAAAUUUCGACAGAUCCGGUCUUUAACCAAAAGACAAAAAGAUUACUUAAAAAGAUUCCAUGGAGGAAGUGAUGCAUCAAAUGAUCAGCGGUUCUCCAUGCCCAUCCAAUGCACAGACCGUACCGCAGAUUCAGAGGGACCAUUUUCCUCAGCUCUAAGGACAGUGGAUAUCUCUCCCAUGUCUACCUCUCUGGCAUCCCGUGGCACCAGCCAGGAAGACAAGGACUUGGUAGAAUCUCUCACCAAACUGAGCGUCAAAUUCCCGCCCUCUGCGGACAGUGAAUAUGACUUCCUGAACAGUGCUCCGGAUAGACAGAUUGGUCUACCCAUGGCUGUCCCGCGACCUCUCAGUAAUGUCUCCUCCACACUGACAGAGAAGGAGUCCGUGCCUUUUGUCUACCCUAACUCCCCCUCCCACACAACAUCAUCUACACUCUCCCAGGAGAGCGUGCGGGGACCCCAGCAGUCUGUCUGGAUACCGGAUCUGUGUGAUGCAGCUGCUGUGGGGACAGAGCUGGAGACACCUCAGAGCAGCACUCCUGAAUGUGCUUUCUGCAAUGCUGUGGUUCCUCCAGACCAAAUGAACAGCCACCUCUACUUGCAUUUCUCUCAUAAGAAUGAAGCAGACAAGUGACGGUAGAAGCAGAGACUGAUGGGAAGAAGCCACAACUAUUUCAAGACUUUACUGUUUUCAUGGUGUAGCCGUGCCUGCCAUGAAGUACAAGCGCUGUACUGGACUUCAAAUGACACUGCAAUAAGACUUGAAUUCAUUUAUUUAAUACUGAAGAAUUAAAUGGUACAUUUCUUUGCCCAUUAUAUUUUUCUAAAACCCCACUGAGAUUUUACAGUGAUGCGUAUGGUAUAUGUGAGCAAAUAAACACAUUUAGACUCGUAA